GAAGUACUACCCUGAGCCUUCCACUUAGCACUUAUUGUAUUCGUAUUAGCUUGUUCCACUUAUUGUAUUCGUAUUAGUUUGUUUCUGCACUGUACUUUUGCUCUGGUUUAUGCUUUUAGAUGCUUGUUUAAGAAAGGAGAUGCACUUAUGACUUCUGGUGACUAGUAGUUCUCUUGAAUACCUAUGUUGAAUACACUUAUUGUAAGUCGCUUUGGAUAAAAGCGUCUGCUACAUGACUGUAAUGUAAUGUAAUGUAAUGUAUCGCUUUGCUUGUAUCGAGCUUGACUCUAGCGUCGCUAGCUCAGUGCAGUGAUGUCUGCGAUGCUUUGCCUCGUAGCAGGAGCCCUGUUCUGUUAUGUGAUAGUUUAUUACAGUGUGUUCAGGGGAGCUAGGUGCUCCAGUUCAGUGAAGCUGAAUGGGAAGACGGCCAUUGUUACAGGAAGCAACACUGGCAUCGGUAAGACCACGGCUCUGGAUCUGGCAAAGAGAGGAGCCAGGGUGAUCCUAGCCUGCCGCAACAAGGGCAAAGCUGAGGCUGCUGCUUACGACAUCCGUAGAGAGAGUGGGAACAGUCAGGUGGUGUUCAUGCAGUUGGAUCUUGCGAGUUUUGAGUCUGUUCGCUGCUUUGCUGAAACCUUCCUGAAGACUGAACCCAGACUGGACAUCCUCAUCAACAACGCAGGUGUGAUGGGUCCAGGACAUACCCAGGAUGGUUUCGGCAUGGCGUUUGGGGUAAACCACCUGGGUCACUUCCUGCUCACCAACCUUCUCCUGGAGAAACUGCAGCAGUGUGGCCCCAGCCGCGUGGUCACCGUGGCUGCACUUCUGCACCGCUGUGGCAGCGCUGACUUCCCUCUGCUGGCUUCCAAGAAGGACUCGGUGUCCGGUCAGUCUACCUGGCACAACGUUCGAGCCUACUGCAACAGCAAGCUGUUUAAUGUGCUCUUCACCAGGGAGCUGGCCAACCGGCUGGAGGGCACCAGUGUCACCUGCUACAGCCUCCAUCCAGGAGUCAUCUACACCGAGCUGUGUCGCAGUAUGAGCCUUUGGCUGCACCUCCUCUUGAUGCCCUUUGCCAAGCUCUUCUUCCUUGAUCCUGAGGGGGGGUCCCAGACCACCCUGUACUGUGCCCUGCAGGAGGGCAUCGAGCCUCUCAGCGGACGUUACUUCUCUAACUGUGCAGUGCAACAAGUGGGAGCCAAGGGACGAGAUGAUGCUCUGGCAAAGAAGCUGUGGGAACUCAGCGAGAGGUUCACCAGCAUAUCAUAACAGACUGAGUCCUGAUCCAGUGUGGUCGCUCUGUGCCUCAUCAGAAGCCUCAACAGGUAUCCAGAGUCAGUAGCUUAUUAUUGGCCUUUAUUUCUUUAAAUGGUCUUAUAAAUGAACGAGGUAGUGAACAUAAAACAGUGCAGUGUUUUCCUAUUUCUAUUAACUGCAUAACCUUACACUUGUGCCUAUUGUUUAUUAAGUGGCAGUUAUUUACAAAGACAUCAUGUCUUUUAAAUAACUCAUGUCACUGUGGCUUUACCACAGUGACAUGAGUCCAGUGUGAAGUAGAAAACUGCUUUGUGUAAAUGAGCAGUACAUUUAAUUCCUGUGCUUGAAAUAAAUGGUGCUGAAUCUUGGUGAUGCAAUGACUUUGUGCUGUCUUUGGUUCUAACUGGACAAUACGCUUUCUCAGUUAAUUCAAGGGAAUGUGCUAUUAAUAUACCGUCCACUUUAGUGUGCAAACCUGUCUGUCUUUUGUGGAGCAGUUUCUAAUAUGACAAAGGGGGAAUGAAUAUAAAACAGCUGAUGCAUGUAAUCUAUUAUGAUAGCCAAUAAGUCAGCCUGCCAAGAUAGUUUGAUCGAAGGUACAAAUACACGUGCCAGAAUUCACCAAAGUGGAAAUGUACAUAAAAGCUCAUUGGUGUUCACCCAGUCUGUAUUCCAUUAUUCCCACACUGUCUCUUAGAAACCUCCCAGCUGUCUAAAUGACUACUGUUCGAUGGCUCUGAUCUCUGUGGUGAUGAAGUGCUCUGAGAGGCUUGUCAAAGACGUCAUCCCCUCCUCACUACUUCAUUUCCUGGACCAGUUGUAGUUUUUAUACCCCCCCAAAACAGAUCCACGAACGAUCACAUUAAAUUAAUUGCCUCAUCCACACUGCCCUUGCCCACCUGGUCACUGUGAUAGGAAAUUAUGUUAAAAUGCUUUUUUUUGUACUACAGCACACUCUGCGGCUGCAUCUUCUUUCUGACGGGCAGACCUCAGGCACUGCAGGUUUGCUGCCACACAUCACCCCUCCUCCCCUACGACACACAAGCCCCCCAAGGAUGUGUCUUGAACCCCCUGCUGAACUACUUCUUUGUUUAUUCCUAAAAAAAAAAGAGAAUGAUAAUGUUCCGUGCCGAGUUAUGUUUCUCCCUGCUCUCUCUGUGCUUUCUCUCCCAGUGUCCAUUCAGGUGCCACCCUGUUCCCUGCCUAGUAGCUGCAUAGGGUGAUCCUACUCGGCUGGGCUGAAUUAGUGAUCAGGUCAUGGUGGUUAAGAGGCCGAGAGAAGAAGGCAGAGAGACCCAGUCGAUCGUGUGGCAGCUUCUAAGUUGUGUGUUUCUCGUGAACUAGUGAUUUUCCUGCUCAAGCCGUGUGGGCUGUUGUUGGUUGUGUUAAUUGUUACUUUGUCUGAUUCUGUGGACGUUUUUGAUUUAAAUUGUUACCUCUGUUAAUUAGUAUCGCUUUCCUUUUUUAAGAAAGAAGUUUUCAGAUAUUGCCCUUUGAGUAUUUCACUUUGUAUUUAAUAAAUUACUAUUUUUGUUUAUUCA
Molecule: messenger RNA, 2798 nt
Organism: Anoplopoma fimbria (sablefish)
Lineage: Eukaryota; Metazoa; Chordata; Actinopteri; Perciformes; Anoplopomatidae
Gene: dhrs13a.3
Product: dehydrogenase/reductase (SDR family) member 13a, duplicate 3
Exons: 5
Coding region: 313-1269 (318 amino acids)
Source: RefSeq, a predicted model, not a curated record